GCUGCGGCCGGCGACGGGGCUGCGAUGGGAGCCGCCGCCGGGAGCUGGGGGCCCCUCGCCGCCUGCCUGGCCCGGGACAGAGCCUGCGGCGCCGCCGCGCUGGGGAGCCUGGCCGCGCUGCUCUGGAUGGCCGCCCACGGGCUGCUGUUCCGUGCCCGCUGCAGGAGGAAGGGCUGGCAGGAGGCGUCGCUGCUCUGCAUCGUUUACAGCUUUGUGGGCAGCAUGUGCAACACGAUCGGGGCGCUCCUCGCCAAGCAGCUUACCAUCCAGGUCUUCACGGGGGCGUACAUGGUUGCUGUCGACAUCAUUCACUUCCUGCUGACUCUCUUUCCUGUCUGCGCGUCCGACCCCAGACCCGCACCAGAUCCGCCCGGCAGGAGGAAGAGGAGGAGGAGACAGGUGCGGAGCAGCCUCCUUGCCCUCGCUCUCCCCCUGUGCAUGGGCCCCGGCUGGUACGGCCUGGCCAUGGCUGCCUCAUCCUCCCCCGAGGAGUUCCACGGCGCACAGAGGAGACUGCUUGGGACGGUGCUUCAGGAGAACACGGAAGUGCUGGGCUUCGCUCUGGGGAUGCUCGCUGCGCUCAUCGCCUUCACGGCCAGGAUCCCCGCACUCUCUGGAGCGUGCAGAGGGAGGCUGUCUCCAGCGACCCAGCUCUGGGCCAGCGUCUCCUCGGCCCUGGCCAGCGUCCUGUAUGCAGCGGCCGUUGUGACUUACGACCAGCGGCCCGCGUACUUUGUGCGAGCCGUGCCCUGGCUCCUGCUCGCCCUGGGCUCUGCUGCGCUCGACGUGGCUAUCGCCUGUCUGUCCUGCUUGAUGAAAAGCCAGACGAGCCAGUGGCUGGGCCCUGGGGCCGAGGCAACCGAGACCCCGGACACGUGGGCGCUGCUGGCCCAGGCGGAGGAGGAGGAGGAAGAGCCGAAGGGAGCUGAAGAGGAAAAGGCCCCCAACUGGCUGCAGCUGAGCACGUUCCCGGCCCCCCCGGCGCUCCGUGAGGGGGCUGCCGUCGGUCGCUGCCUGGAUCUCACCGUCGAGCAGGUGCAGCCGGCUGGCCGCGGUGCAGUGAGGCUGCCGGGAGAUGGACAGACGAGUGCUGCAGACCCCGCCCUGCCGGAGCCCCCUGCCUACCCUCCAGUCCAGGUCAUCCACGCCAAGCUCUCCCCCUCCAGCUCCUCAGUCGUCUCCUCCAUUAGCUCCGAGCUCGAGUGGGAUUUCGAAGACAUGAAUCUUCAGUGGAACAGAAACAGCACCGAGGCCCCAACCAUCCAGCCCAGCCGCAGCUCGCUGCUGAAUGCAGGCUUCGGGUUUGAUAUGAACGCCCUCAAACAAACCGCAGCUGCUCUCAGACUGUGUGAUAAUGAUGGCCCCUGGGCAGAGAAAUCAUAGCAGGUAACUCAAGCAACCAGCAGAAGAAAGAUCCUGUGUAGAAGAUCUCUGGAGGGUCCAGGUUACAGCAGUACUGUGGGCCAGAUCCGGGGAUGCAGCUGGUUUACUGAGGGCAGGGAGUGGGUGCAAAUGUAGCUCAAAUCUCACCUGUGUACUUCGCUGAUCCUGCUGCAGCUUUAUGCAGGGCGGCUUCUUCUGCAUUGGGCUGGAGCAACCUGAAGGCCACUCAAACAGACCCUGUCUGCAAACAGCCCCAAGCAGCUGCAAACAUAGCUGGGACUCAGAAUGGCCUGGAGUGUCCUGGCCACGGCCCUGUUCCUCUUUUCCCUGCUGCACUUGCAGUGGGGGUGGGGAAUGGCAGAAGAGCCCCAUAGUCAGCGUUCUUCUGCCAGAGACUCACUGUGACGCUGGGGCAACCCACCCCUGGCCCUUUUAAAAUGGGGGGGCUUACACUGACUGCACCUCACUGGGAAUGCUGCUGUGUCUGCACUAAUCAGGGCUGAAACGCUCCCAUUGCCUUGUGAGUAUAACUGACCCUUGUGGGGAGGGGAGGGCAAGGGGGCAGUUUCCCCGCCCUGGCACCAUUUUAAGUCACGCAGCCCCAUAGCAAAGGUCGGGUUGGCCGUAGCCCAUCGAUCAGGGUUUCCAGCCCUGCUCCCCGAGCUUCAGGGACGCACUUCUCACCGCGCCCCUGCUGGUGCCAGAGGGGGGAAUGUGCCCUGACAGGUCAGUAACAGGAGCGCGUCCAUCUCCCUGGCCCGAGUUGGGACUUCAGAGCUGCCAGUCCCAGGACAAAUUCAGAGGAGAAAUAACGUGUCGAUGUUUGACCACGAGGGUAACUGACCAGCGUUGCAGUGCUUCUCCAUUACAGCCAGAGAGGGUUUCUGGCCGAUCUGCUGAACGCUGGGGUGGGGGCGCUGUUGUGACCCGAGAGGAUGGUGUGAAAAGCCGGCAGGACGCCUGUGUGCGCUGGGUGCGGCAAGGCGGGGGUGCAGCUGGGGGGUUUCAGGUCCCGCACUGCAGCGAACAGCAGGAGGGUGCGUCCCGCCCUGCCAUCUCCACUGUGCGAACAGGCAGGGCAGGUGCUCUGGGAAGGGGUGCUGGGGCAGAGGGGUAAUGCCCGGCUCACUUCGGCUGGAAGGGGCAGGCCCAGGCAGGUGUGGGUGGGAAAGGCUCUCCUUCUCUGCUAUGCUGUUGGGUCUUAGAGCAUCACCUAUAGACCCCUAUAGACCGUUCCAGGCGGAGGGGUCACAGGCUCCCUUCGUCACAUUGCGGUGGGAGAUUGCCAUCCCAUCACCGUGUGCCCUGGCUGUUCUGCCCCUUCUGCUCCCCAGGGUCCCUCGCGGCUCUGCUCCAUUCCCACGGCAAAGCUGGAGCCCCUCCGCUCUGCACUGCCACCCACGGGCAGCCGUGCCCAGGGCCCUGAGCCCAGGCUUGGGGCUUGUUGAGCACCAGGCCCGAGGAGCUGCUCCUGCGUACCAAAGGCACAGCAAACGGGAGGGCGGCCUUGCUGUGCAUUCCUAGGGCACUGAGCUGCCCUCACCCUGGGGCUCCACUCUCCUCACCCCUGGCUUCUGGGAAUGCAGCACAUGCGAGAAGACGACAUCUGACUAGAGCGCCUGGCCUUCUGCCGCUCACGAUCUGAUCUCGCAGCCCCCAGCCUGCCUGGCGCUGCCCCUCUCCAGGUAGAUGCCUCGGGCAGCGAACAGACACAGUUGUUCAGGGAGCGAGUGGCUGUGACCUGCGCUGGGUCAGACGCUCCUUUUGCUCAGAACAGCAAAACAUUCCCGAGCCAGCGCUGAUAAGAAACCUCCACAUUAAUAUUUCUAAUGGCUGGAGAUUAAUUGCCUGGUAGUAAAGCUCAGAAAUCCAGACAAUGCAAAGACUGGAAACCCAGGGAAAGGAAAUUCUUCUGCUGUAUUGCCUUUUCCUAUUCAGAUAAUGCACAAUAAAAUAUGAGCGUGCAAGUCAGCGCCUGGGGAGGGCUGCCUCAGUCGUGUCCAGAGCAGUACCACUUGCAGAUAUGCCAGGAGAAACCCGGGAGCAAGUGAUCUCACAUGUUGUACAAGGGGGCAGACAGGCUCUGCUGCCUUCCGAGGGGUAGGUAGUGAGCAGUCGUAUUCAUGAUGCUUUACACGUCCCUGGUAUCUUCUCACCGAGAAUC
Messenger RNA from Chelonia mydas (Green sea turtle), 3547 nucleotides. It is a transcript of the gene TMEM44, whose product is annotated as transmembrane protein 44. NCBI's taxonomy places the organism in Eukaryota, Metazoa, Chordata, Testudines, Cheloniidae. The record is from RefSeq and is a predicted model, not a curated record. The coding region runs from base 25 to 1383 and encodes 452 amino acids. The transcript has 10 exons.